Pneumocystis carinii B80 is the source of this 1739-nucleotide messenger RNA. RefSeq lists its product as hypothetical. The transcript is spliced from 4 exons. NCBI's taxonomy places the organism in Eukaryota, Fungi, Ascomycota, Pneumocystomycetes, Pneumocystales, Pneumocystaceae. The coding region runs from base 474 to 1700 and encodes 408 amino acids. Gene Ontology annotation, molecular function: GPI mannosyltransferase activity; alpha-1,6-mannosyltransferase activity. Gene Ontology annotation, cellular component: endoplasmic reticulum membrane; mannosyltransferase complex. The record is from RefSeq and is a predicted model, not a curated record. Gene Ontology annotation, biological process: GPI anchor biosynthetic process.
UGUGUCUCUAGUUGUUGUAAAUAAUGUUCAAGUUGUUCGAUAUGUAAUAGCCAAGAAUUUUUUCCAAAUUCUUCUAAGAGUCGAAGAUUUUCGAUUCUUCCUUUUAAAAACUCUGAUGCAACUAAACUCUUAUUUAUUGCAUGGAUCCAUAAUUUUUUAUCGGAUGUUACAGGCUCUUUAAAAGAUGUAUAACGUGAUAAAUCAAUAACAUCAAAUGACGGGUUCCAUUCAGUAUAUUUGCAAACUAAUGGGUGAAGAGGCUGAUCCACUGGAACUUCUUCGGCAAUAAGCAUAUCUAUUUCUGUUUUUUCUUUUUUAGAUAAAUUUCCGUCAUAAUCUAUAUAGAUUUAUUAGAACUUGACAUAAAACUAUAUAAAAAUUAUAUAGGCAUCCUACAUGGUAAAGAAUCAUGAAUAUAUAUAUUUACCAUUUUUUAAAAUUAAAAAUAUCGUCGAAUUUUAAAAUUUAUAAUUAUGAAACUACUAGAUUUAUUAUUUUUAACGUUGAUUUUUUUAGGAUAUAAAGCAAUUUUUAUUUUAGUUUGUACUUUAUCAUCUUUUUUAAAUGUUUAUGAUACUUCAACUUCAUUCGUUUUAAAACAACCCAAAAAUAUUUUACAACGAAUCAUAACAUCAUUAGUACGAUGGGAUAAUAUAUAUUUCGUGACAUUAGCGCAUCGUGGAUUAUUAUUUGAACAAGAAUGGGCAUUUGGUCCAGGGUUUCCUUAUCUUGUUCGUUUAUUUACAGACAACAUAUUUUUAGAUAAAUCCCUUUAUAAUUAUGCACUUGCUUCAAUUAUUAUCUCGCAUUUGUUUCACUUUUUUUCUAUUUUUAUUCUUUACCAUCUUACUUUUAAAAUUUAUAAGUCACGAGAUAUAGCAAUAGUUACUUCACUUCUUUAUCUAAUAUCCCCUUCUGGAAUAUUUCUUUCAGCUGGAUAUUCUGAAAGUUUAUUUUCGUUUGUCACAUUUCUUGGCUUCUUUUUUUUUGAAGAGGGUUAUAAUUUUUUAGCAGCAUUAACAUGGUGUAUAGCAUCAACAAUUAGAAGUAAUGGUGUUCUUUGGUCCAUUUUUUUCUUGAACUCUGUAUUUAUAUAUAUAUAUAAGUUCUUGAAAUCUCCAAGAUUCUAUUUAUUUUUUAAAAUAGUGAAAUUUGGAAUCUGUAGUAUAAUUGUUUGUACUGGUUUUUUUUGGAUCCAAUAUCAUGCUUAUAUUAAAUUUUGCUGGCAAAAGAAACAACGUAUUUGGUGUUCCAAAACAAUUCCUUCUAUAUACUCAUUUGUUCAAAGUUAUUAUUGGAAUAUUGGCUUUUUUAAAUAUUUUACGGUGCCUCAGAUUCCGAAUUUUAUAUUAGCAUUUCCUUCUAUUUAUCUUUCUAUAAGAUCAGGAACUUAUUCUUUAAUGAAUAAAAAUAGAGUUCAAAAAUUUACUAGAAAAUUAGAUCUUUAUUAUAUUGCACAAUUAUUAUUGACUAUAUUAUGUAUAUGUGUCAUGCAUAUUCAAAUAUUUACCAGAAUGAUUUCUUGUUUACCAGGCAUAUAUUGGUGGUUAGCUAAUUAUUUAUUAAAUAUUCGAUCAUGUUUUUAUUUAAAUAAAGUAUCUAAUAAAAAAAAGGAUAAAUCUAUAUAUUGGAUAAAAGUUUGGGUUCUAUAUGGCAUGGUUCAAGCUGUUUUGUUUGGUGCAUUUUUGCCUCCUGCAUGACUCAAAGAGUUAGCAAUAUUAAUUAAAUAUAUAAUCUUA